Molecule: messenger RNA, 1911 nt
Organism: Linum tenue
Lineage: Eukaryota; Viridiplantae; Streptophyta; Magnoliopsida; Malpighiales; Linaceae
Source: the annotation of a GenBank genome assembly
AUGGUCCUCUCCCCGUCUCCGCCGCCGUCAAGGGGUGCGGAACAAGCAGAGCCGCCACCGCCGUUUCAAGACGAACUCCGCCUCCCGAUUAUACUGGCCGAGCGGGUCCUCGCCGCGGUAGACGAGGCGGAUUCCUUCAAGUCGGAGUGCAGCGCCGUCGGGAAGCAGGCCGAUUACAUCGUCGACAAGCUCCGUUCGCUGGUCCGUUUCGUCAGCAGCCCCGGUCAGGCGGUGUACGAGCGGCCCGUGCGGCGGAUUUCCGCCGAGGUCGCGAAGAAUCUCGACCGGGCGCUAGCCCUAGUACGGAGGUGCAGGCGGCGGAAUAUUUUCCACCGCGUGGUGACAAUGAUCUCCGCCGCAGACUUCCGGAAGGCGCUGGUCCAUCUGGAAGCUUCCGCUGGGGACGUGACGUGGCUGUGGAGCAUGCUGGAGUCGCACGGAAACGCCAUGGCGCUCCCACCCAUCGCCAGCAACGACCCGAUCGUCGCCUGGGUGUGGGUCGGGAUCACUUCGAUUUACAUGGCUCCCAUGGCGGAGAAAAUCGAAGCGGCGAAUCAAUUGGCCUCGUUAGCCAAAGACAACGACAGAAACAAGCAGAUUAUUGUGGAGGAAGGCGGCGUGCCGCCCUUCUUGAAGCUAAUUAAGGAGAAAGAUUCCCCCGAGGCCCAAAUCGCCGCUGCGGUGGCACUGUUCUAUUUGUGCAACGACGGGGACAGAGUCAGAGCGAUUUCGGCAGAAUCCACAGCCGGAGUCCAGACAAUCGUCAAAGUUCUUGCCGAUUCUCCUAUGAGGGUUCAGAUUUGGGUGGCGAGAUUGGUGGCCGUGAUGGCAGAGAACGAUUCCGGCGCUCAGGACUACUUCGCCAGAGAGAACGUAAUCCGCCCCUUGGUGACUUUACUAUCAUUCGAGACAUUCUCUGAUGACCAAUUCGGUGGUCAAAUGGGUAAGCAAUCAAUUCAUUCUCUAGUCCAGAUGAAUAAGGAAAUGGAGAAAGUGGGAGAGACAAAGACGAGAAGCAACAAUAAGGAGAAAGACAGGGAUAGUGUGCAAUAUCGGCCAUUUGCGAGUUCAUUUUCAAGCUUCCAUUCCGAUGGUGGUGGAGGGAGCAAGGGAGGAGGGACUAGGAAAGAGAGGGAGAAGGAGAGUUGGGAGGUGAAGCAGAAGUUGAAGAUGAGUUGUGCUGAAGCGCUAUGGAUGCUGGCGAAAGGGAGCGUGUCGAAUAGCAAGCGAAUCACCGAGACGAAAGGGCUGCUCUGCUUGGCCAAAUUGGUGGAGAUUGGAGAACCAGAGUUGCAGUUCAACUGUGUGAUGACGAUUAAAGAGAUCACGUUUGCUGCCGAGUCGAAUGCUGAUCUCCGUCGCGCUGCUUUCAAGGCAAAUUCGCCAGCAGCGAAAGCUGUAGUGGAUCAGUUGUUGAGAGUGAUCAAAGGAUCCAGCAGUCCUAAGCUCCUGGUUGCCGCUCUCCAGUCGAUGGGGUCGCUGGCGCGGACUUUCCCAGCGAGGGAGACUCGCGUGAUCGGUCCCCUCGUCAACCAUUUGAACAACAGGAGCCAGGAAGUGGCGGCGGAGGCUGCAAUCGCGCUGGCCAAGUUCACAUGCGAGGAGAAUUUCCUGUGCGAAGCGCAUUCCAAGACGAUGAUCGAGUUCAAUGCCAUUCCUGCCCUGAUGAAGCUGCUGAGAGGGAGCGAGAGGGCGCAGCUCAGAGCGCUGAUCUUGCUGUGCUACCUGGCGGUGAAUGCCGGGAAUCACGAGGCGCUGGAGCCCGCUCGUGUGCUGACGGCGCUGGAAGGAGUGGAUAGAAUGGUGCUGGCUCAGUACCCUGAGUUGAGAGAGUUGGUUGCCAAAGCUGUUUACCAUAUCAAUCUCUACCACCGUGGACCGCAUUCUCAACGGCUGACCUUCGUGAUAUAG